Messenger RNA from Didymodactylos carnosus, 1359 nucleotides. The record is from the annotation of a GenBank genome assembly. NCBI's taxonomy places the organism in Eukaryota, Metazoa, Rotifera, Eurotatoria, Philodinida, Philodinidae.
GCACAGCCUAGACAUUGGUAGUUGGUAGCUAUCUGGCAAUGUUUGCAACGACUCUGAGUAUCCUCUAGUUUCGGCAAGUGAAAUAAAACCUUUGUAGAGAUAGUAGAAGUCGAUCGAGUUGAAGGGCGACCGCGAACAGAUCUAUUUCGAAAACCUGUCAAAUCCUUUUUAUUCUUUUCGCUUCUCCCUUUUACACUCAUUGUUAGAUUGACCAAGAAUAAUAACAUAAUAUGACUUAUUUCGCCUUUUUCUCUCUCUUUACAUUGGUAUUUUUCUCCAAGUAAAAGUCAUAUGUUAUGCACUAAGACUGAAUAUGUAUUCGGAUGACUAUAUAUCUCUGUUUGAUUGUGAAUAUUUUUAAAGAUGUACUGACGGUGGGUCGGUUUGACUAAAAAGCUCUACAGCAAUAAAUAAAUAAAUAGGCAAAAAUGGGUUACUUGACCUAAUAUACGUUUUCACUAGGUUUCUGGAACUGUUCUGUACAACAAAUGUUGCCAGAAGAUUCACCGUAGUCGAUUACCUAUGUUUCCAUUCGUCUUUGAGAUUACCACAUCUAAAGAAAUAUUGAUCUUGGGGCUUCGAGGAAAUCUGAUGCCACGCCUAAACCACAAACAAGUAAGAGUUCGCUUAAUUCCUGUUUUAAACAGGACACUUUGGACUAUCUACAUAUGAAAAAAAGUCGAUAGAUUGCCGUUUUAGUUUUGAGAGAUACGAAGUGGUUUUCCAGAGAUCCUUUGAAAACCCGAUCUUUGAAAUUUUUCCGACACCAGUUUUUGCUUAUGCAAACAUAGCUUAAAGUCUUGGCUAUCGAAUGUUGAAAACCGCAUGUAAAUACCUUGCGUCGUUCACGACUUAUAAAUAAACUUAACUCAUGUCUGUUUAAACAGACAUCGGGAAUGAACGGGUUAACAGAAGAAAGACGUUCAACAGUUGCGUUCAGUCAAAUGCAUCAAAUCAGUAGUGGUUUAAAAUGUAUUCGAUGUACAAAAUCGGUUUAUGUUAAUGAUUGACGUGUCGUUUAUCAAUGUCCUUAUUGUCGUACCAUCGCUAAGAAAGCCGAUUGUGCAAGCAAUAAUGAAUUUCGACUGACUUACACCGGUAAAUAAAAAUGAAAGAUCAUCUCUAAUGUAACCUUCGUCCUAACUGUCGUGUUGGUUAUUAGAUUCUGAUGGUGUUGAUAAUGAUAUUUAUGUAAUUGAUAGUUUGCUACUUGCUGCUUUUAAGGAUAUAGAUGGAGAAUAUUUUAGUACCUUGGAUGAUAUGGUUGAUAAGGCCGAAUAUUUACAAACGAUGGGUCUUUAUGAAUUAAUAUUUAAUGUUAGAACAAAACGUACAGUUUCAUUGAAAAAGCAAUGUUAG